This is a messenger RNA of Tremella mesenterica DSM 1558, 1152 nucleotides long. RefSeq lists its product as uncharacterized. Bases 1 to 1152 code for a protein of 383 amino acids. The record is from RefSeq and is a predicted model, not a curated record. The transcript is spliced from 7 exons. NCBI's taxonomy places the organism in Eukaryota, Fungi, Basidiomycota, Tremellomycetes, Tremellales, Tremellaceae.
AUGAAAUCACACAGCUUUCGACCUCCAUCUCAAUCUUUGUUAUCAACAAAAGGUAGAGUGACAAGUCUAGGAAUGUUUAUCAUUGAUCAUUUCCGACUUUCUCAGGAUGACGGAAUACCAACGGACAAACCUGCAUCACUUCAAAUGAUGGGUUUAUCUGCUCACUUUAGGAUAGCUAUGAUAGCGGCUAGAAUGUUCUUACCUCCAACUCACGUUGGUCUCAUCGUUGAUAAAGGAUACGACUUCCCUUCAGAGUUCGAAAUUCAGUUACGAGCUUAUGGCGAGAUGGCCUGGCUUCGUGCUAGAGAUGGACCUACCACAAGGGCGUUGAACAUUUAUUCUGGGGAUAAGAUAGGGCCAUCGAACGGUCAUCAAACUUUCAAAUACUUAUCACCUCAACUUCAUCUCACUCCUAAAGAUCUCAUCCUACCUCCUUCCCCUUUCGCUCAACCUCAUUUACCAGAGUAUAUCCACGUGGUCUCUGGAACACUCCGAGCAAAGGCCAUCGUAGAGGAGAUGUCAUCGAUUCGUAGGGAGGGUAUAAAUGGGAUAGGUAAGGAUUGGAAAGCUAAGAUCGUUUGGGAACCUCUUGGCUUCUCUUGUGUUCCCUCGGAAUUGGAGAAUUUCAGGACUAUCGCCCCUCAUCUCGAUAUGAUCUCCCCUAACCUGAUCGAAGCUCGGUCAAUCCUUGCGUUACCUUUCGGCAAUACGUCUACCGUGACAGAAGAGAAGAGAGAUGUCGAGAAUGUCACUCGCCAACUUCGUGAUGCUUUAGCAGACGAGAUGGGGUGCUCCCCGAAGGUCAUCGUCCGAGCUGGGAAGUUAGGGGCUUACACCAUUUCCGAUGAUUGGGAAGGAUGGACACCAGCUUUUUGGAGAGAAGACGAACAGGGUCAGAUCGCGGAUACCACGGGAGGAGGGAAUGCGUAUCUAGGAGGGCUAUGUGCGGGGUUGUUAUUGAGCGAUGGAGAUUUGCAAGCUGCUGGUAUUUACGCAGCCGUGGGAGCUUCGUUUGCUAUUCAACAGCGAGGAUCACCUCAUCUGGUCAUAAUUGACGAAAGGGAGACUUGGAAUGGGACGGAUCCAUGGAUACGUGUGAGAGGAUUAGUUCAACGUGUGUCAGAUGAAGCCUCAAACUUCACUCCAAUAUAA